Molecule: messenger RNA, 2010 nt
Organism: Mugil cephalus (flathead mullet)
Lineage: Eukaryota; Metazoa; Chordata; Actinopteri; Mugiliformes; Mugilidae
Gene: rassf10b
Product: Ras association domain family member 10b
Exons: 1
Coding region: 242-1588 (448 amino acids)
Biological process (GO): signal transduction
Source: RefSeq, a predicted model, not a curated record
CAGAGGCGGUCCAGGACGUCCCUGGCCGGGCCACUGAAAGGUGCUCAGGAGGACACAUGGAGCUCCCACCCUCCAGUCCCGUCCACAACUUCUCCGAUGCAUUUGGGACGCAGCGCGCAUGCACACGCGGGAUGUGAGUAUGGACACUGCUGCGCUUUUCUCCGGUGGUGCGGAUUUAAACAUAUCUCAACGUUUCUUCACUUUUUUCAAAAAAACAAAUCAAGUUUAGCACAAAUUCUAAAUGGAGCCUGAUGAGAGUAAGAUAUCUGUGUGGGUCUGCCGGGAGGAAAAACUUGUCCUCGGCCUGUCAAAGCGCACAACCUGCUCGGAUGUCGUCAAAGUGCUCCUGGAGGACCAAAACUCCCAGCACAGUGGCCUUACUGCGGGACAGUCCUACUGCAUCGUGGAGAAAUGGAGGGGGUUCGAGAGGAUUUUGCCGAACAAGACGAAGAUUUUGCGGCUUUGGGUGGCGUGGGGAGAGGAGCAGAGGAACGUGAAGUUUGUGCUGGUGAGAAGCGAGGCGUCUUUGGCGAACCACGGAGCCCGGAGCGCAGAGGCGCGGGUGGUGCUCAGCAAACAGAGCCCCUGUGUUACCAAGGGGCCCGCGAGGACUCCCGUGACUUCGGUCUCACCGGAGAAGCAGCGUCGGAUCGUGAGGAAAGCUUUCAGAAAGUUGGAGAAGAUCAAUAAGAAGAGGGCAAAGGCGGCGCACAGAGAUGCGUCUUGCGCGGAGAGGAUGGAGACUCUGGUCCAUCUGGUGGUCUCUCAGGAUCAUACACUCCGACAGCAGAUCGAGAGGAUUACAGAGCUGGACGCAGAGAUCGAAAUGUGCGAGGCAAAGGUGCAUUUUGACAGAAUUAAAAGACACGGGAUUAAUUACGUGCAAAAUACUUAUUUGGUGGGCGCUGCUGCAGCUUCCAGCCAAGAGGGAGACAAAGGGUGUUCAGCUGAGACUUUGGCCAAGUUUGAGGAGUAUGUGCGACAGUGUGAGGAGGUGGUCAGACUACAAGAGGAGCUGUGGGAGCAGGAAGCCCUCAUAGACACCGUCUCGUCGCAGAUCCAGGAGGAGCUGAACCGCCGCUGGAUGCAGCGGAGAGGAGGGAACUGGAUGGAGCUGCAGAGCAAAGACUCGGAGCCUGGUUGCGGCUCGUCAUCCCUCCCCACAUCCGAGCCAGGCGCAGCAUCAGAAAACGAGCUUCUUUUGGAAGAAGAGAGGAUCAGGACGCAGCUAGAUGCGAGUUUAUACAUCGGUCUGCGCCUCAACGCAGAUUUAGAGGCUAUUAGGAGCGAUUUAGAGCUGACCCAGCAGAUUUACGGGGCGAGGGAGAAGGAGAUGAGGGAUUUGCUGGAGAAAGUGAACACUCUGGCUAUAGAGGAAGGGACAGGGGGCGAGGGGAGGUGUAGCCACGGGACAGGCGAUAAGACGGGGAUGAUGAGCACUUUGGAGGGGAAAAGCGGGUGGGUGGAGCAAGCCAGGGGUCUGUCAAAAAAAGCUCCCAGUGUGAACGACGACGACUCAGACACUGGCUUAAGUUCUCUACACAGCCAGGACUCAGACAGCCUCCCUGUGUGGGAGUCAUUGGUUUAGGAUUUUACCAGGAAAGUGGCUUAUCUGCCUGAGGAAAAAAAAAAAUCUACACUCUCAGGGAUCAGAAAUACUCUGAAUAAACAAAAACGUCUCUGUAAUAUUUGGGGAAGAUGUCGUUUUUUGUUUUGUUUUUUAUCUUUGUAUGGCCUCAUAAACAACCCCUUAUUCUGCUACUUUUAUAAAACCCUUCUUGAACUGGUUCAGGAACUACACUUAAUCUACCCAAGAAUCUGUAUUUUAGCACAUUAAUAACCCGGUUUGAUGCUUCAUUUGCUUCCCUUUUCUUAAAAAAAAAAAAAAAAAGAAAAGAAAGAAAGAAAAAAGAAAAAGAAAUAAACCAAUAAAACCUUGUUUUGUCUGGGGCAUGUCUGGGUUAAGAGAUGACAUAUGCCAGAAUCAGGUUUCCACAACCUCUGCCAUAA